CGUGCAUAAAUAUCACAGUGCUCACUCACUCUGAAUCCUCUCUUCCUCCAUAAACCCUAUUUCUUCCUCUUACUCUCACCAAAAACCUUAUCCGUUCGUUUCCCAAACCAAACCAUGUCUACCUCUGCAGCUUCUCUCGCACUUCCCACACUCACUCUCCGAACCAGACAACCUCUGUGUUCCCCGCAAUGCUUCUCCUCCCUCUCCCUCGCCCCCAACUCCAAACCCAUCUCCAUUUCCGCAGUUUUCCUCAAGCCAACAACGUUGUCGUUGUCCUCUCGCUUCGUUCCACGUGUCGCUGUUUCGUCGGAGCUGGAGCAGGAGGAGGACACUUUCAGCGACGGCGACGGCGACAGCGACAGCCCCAGUUUCUCCCCCGACCUUAAGCUCUUCGUCGGAAACCUUCCCUUCAGCGUCGACAGCGCGCAGCUCGCCGAGCUCUUCGAGAGCGCCGGGAAUGUGGAGGUCGUAGAGGUGAUUUAUGAUAAGACCACUGGGAGGAGCAGGGGGUUUGGGUUUGUGACCAUGUCUUCGGUUGAGGAAGUUGAAGCGGCGGCUCAGCAGUUCAAUGGCUAUGAACUGGAGGGAAGGGCGUUGAGAGUGAAUGCUGGGCCACCCCCUUCCCGGAGUGAGAGUUCUCCUCGUUUUAGAGGUUCUUCCGGUCCCAGAGGAGGUGGUGGUGGUUUUUCAGAUAGUGAAAACCGUGUUCAUGUAGGUAAUCUUGCUUGGGGUGUUGACAAUUUAGCACUCGAGUCAUUGUUCCGGGAACAAGGAAAGGUCUUGGAAGCUAGGGUAAUCUAUGACAGGGAAAGUGGACGAUCAAGAGGAUUUGGAUUUGUGACUUACAGUAGCCCUGAUGAGGUCAACAGUGCAAUUCAGUCCUUGGAUGGUGUGGACUUGAAUGGCAGAGCUAUACGAGUCUCAAUGGCAGAUUCUAAGCCCAAGCGGUUUUAAGGUUUUAAUGGUUUAUCUCCUUGAGAGGGGAUUUCGCAGGUAGUUGCGAGUUAUACAGCUGCAAGGUGGUUGACAUUGGCCAACAGUUUGGGGAAAAAAGAUACUUGCAUGCAUUGAGACUACAUGUACACACAAUAUCAAUAUCAGACCCUCUUCGGUCUAGAGGAUACCUGAUCAGUGUCUCUUGAAGUUUAAAUGUAUGCUCCAUGGUUGUCUUUUGAAACUAAUUUGUAGUUCAAAUUUCACUAUAGAAGUAGAUGUCUAAAAUAUUAUUGGUUACCCUGUUACAAAAUCCCUACAUUUUUGUGGAAGAAUUUAUUGUGCCAGGAGAAUUAUCAAUCACAGGUUUAUGUUUUGCUUUAAUUGUUUGGUGGGAAGAGAUUAUGUGAUUUGUGAACCUAGUUCUUGUGAAGAUAUUGUCACAAUUUGAUCUGGGAUUCAUUUUUCCUUCAAAAAGAUCUUUUGUUCGAUUUCUA
Molecule: messenger RNA, 1430 nt
Organism: Cajanus cajan (pigeon pea)
Lineage: Eukaryota; Viridiplantae; Streptophyta; Magnoliopsida; Fabales; Fabaceae
Product: RNA-binding (RRM/RBD/RNP motifs) family protein
Biological process (GO): chloroplast rRNA processing
Cellular component (GO): chloroplast thylakoid membrane
Molecular function (GO): mRNA binding
Source: RefSeq, a predicted model, not a curated record